UACCUUCAAUACAGCAAUCGUUUCUCCAAUUUACUAUGUAAUGUUCACAACACUGACAAUCAUUGCAAGUGCUAUAAUGUUUAAGGAUUGGUCGGGCCAGAACUUGAGCAGUAUAACUUCUGAAGUAUGUGGAUUCAUUACUGUGCUUUCUGGAACAAUCAUAUUUCACACUACCAGAGAGCAGGAAGCAUAUCCUGUAUCAGGAACUAUUUCUUGGCAUGUUUGUGGUGAUUCAAUAAAGAACAUUGAGGGUGAUCAUUACAUUAUCUUGCACGGUGCAGACUAUUGAGUAGUUGGCUAUUCUUGAUAUCUUUAUAUGUGAAAAUAUGAUCACGACAUAGGCACUUGACUGCUGAGGAGUGAAGAAGAUAAAUUUGCAGAGAUGCACAUAUGCCAGGAGCAAAGAUUUGGUUAAGAUGGUUCACUAAGAUUUUACUGACAGUGCUGCAAUGGGACGUGUCCAGUUUGGAAGCCCAUGCGUAAUUGUUUUCAAGCAUGAAAGCAGAUCGUGGAAAAAUAGUGGAUAGGUAGGAGAUAUCUUUGAUGUAUUCAUAUCAUGGGGUAUAUUGUAUAUAUAUAAUUCGUGAUUUAUUCACUAUUUGGCGGAGGGACAGUGAACAAUGAUAAAUUGGCGGAGUAGAUCCAUCCUGGGGAGUUCAGAGUUGGGCUGGAUGAGCAAUGAAUUCUGCCAAUCUUGAGACAAUCAGCAUUUUAUCCAUUCCAUGAAAAUGCCUCUCAAGUCAAGGCGAAACAUCAUGGAUGAACAAGGUGGAAAUGUCUACCACAUGCCUUGAGCCAAUUAACCAGACACACACUCAAGGGUCGAAGAAGGGUCGGUCAUUCACCCCAUCGUGAUGGCAGGCUGGUUUUGUCCCAUUAUUGCACGGUGAGUAUUGGAUUGCCCAACAAUUUCAUAUCUUCUGAGGUGAGAUUGCUUUGUCCAUGGAAUGAUGGACCACUAAAGAAAGUGAAAUGAAAGCAUACAGAAGCCUUGGUUGAACUUCUUUCACGAGAUGCGCCAAUUUGGAGCUAAAAUAUGCGAAGUUCCCAACCGUAUGACAACUCGGGCCAAACCCACUUCGGGGAUUGGGAUGUGUUACAUUGAGCCGGGACAAAAACCAGGCCAGCUUGUCAGUCAAUUGGGUGAGUGGACGGCCCUGACCCAGAAACACCUAUCCUGUCUUUGGAAUAUUCGAAUAUUCUAAUCAGGCGUCACUCGCUUGCAUGACAAUUGACAAGUUGACACAAUAUCAGUCAUACAACAAAGGAAUCGCUUCACUGUUUCAGUGCUUUCUUUACACGCUACCAUCAAUUUGUUUAUACCCCUCCGGAUGAACUCGGAUCUGCUAUUGUGCUUCAGAUGCGCGGUUAUAGAUUACAUUCAAGGGUUGUUGGUUACAAAUGACAACCGAAGCGGUAAUAUUACAUUCGCAGAAAAAAAUAAUCGACACAACCGUUUUAACUGGAAGAUAACGGUGAGGUUCUUUCCAUCGCGAAGACAGAAGACUGAAGUCACCGAACGCGGGAGCAAGAAAAAGUUGAGCGCGGGAAUGCAAUUGCAACUAUCUUAUUCGUAACGCAAACGGGUAGUCUAUCACACACCGUCCAUCGCUCUUCACACGGAUCUUGAUGAUGCUGCAUGCAUAUCUGCCAAAUAAUCUUCUGCUUUACCAUUCCCCCCCCCCC
Nelumbo nucifera (sacred lotus) is the source of this 1686-nucleotide messenger RNA. RefSeq names its product putative magnesium transporter NIPA6. Gene Ontology annotation, biological process: magnesium ion transport. Gene Ontology annotation, cellular component: membrane. The record is from RefSeq and is a predicted model, not a curated record. Gene Ontology annotation, molecular function: magnesium ion transmembrane transporter activity. Lineage: Eukaryota; Viridiplantae; Streptophyta; Magnoliopsida; Proteales; Nelumbonaceae.